GGUGAGGCCGGAAAAGCUGGUGCUCCAGGCCAACAGGGACCUCAAGGACCUGCAGGGAAAGAUGGCUCGCCAGGUCAACCCGGUCCUCCCGGCACUCCUGGCCAACACGGUGAUCAUGGAAAGGACGCUGCUUACUGUCCUUGUCCUCCUAGGACUCUGUAUCCUGAACCGCAGACUGACGCUCCAGUCUACAAUGAGGAGUCGGAAGAAGGUUAUCGGAAGCGUCAUUGA
Molecule: messenger RNA, 231 nt
Organism: Ostertagia ostertagi
Lineage: Eukaryota; Metazoa; Nematoda; Chromadorea; Rhabditida; Trichostrongylidae
Source: the annotation of a GenBank genome assembly